This is a messenger RNA of Leishmania mexicana MHOM/GT/2001/U1103, 2163 nucleotides long. RefSeq lists its product as hypothetical. The record is from RefSeq and is a predicted model, not a curated record. NCBI's taxonomy places the organism in Eukaryota, Euglenozoa, Kinetoplastea, Trypanosomatida, Trypanosomatidae. Bases 1 to 2163 code for a protein of 720 amino acids. The transcript has a single exon.
AUGUGGGCGCUAGCGCAACUCGAGGAGCAGCUGAAUGACCUCGACGCGCUGAAUUGCGCCAGCGCGAAGGCUAUCGACUCGUUCGCCGACACCUCGAGCGCCAUCUCCGUUCGUGCAAACGAAAUCAUCCGAGACGUCAAGCCGUGGGAUGUGGCGCAGGAGAACAUCACCCUCACGAUCGAGGAAAUGGCGAAAGCGGCGCGCUGCUAUCAUCCCCCACCCAUCCUACCAGCAGUGCUGAACGGAAAGGAGUCGAGCUGGGAUGCCAUCGCGAGGUCCAUGGACUACCUCGUCUACGCGGAUGACUACCUAGCGAGUCACCCACCGAACCACUACGGGACAGAGAUCGAGGCCAGGACAGAGAUGCAACUGCAGCAGAUUGUGCGCAUCAGCGAGGACUUCGUGAAGACUGCCUUCAUCAACGCGGUACAGCGGAGCAAGGUGUCGCAGUCCGGCGCCGGUGCAGGCGGGUCCGCCGGGCCCGCAGGAAGCAGCCUCAGCGUCGCCACACGGAUGGACAGUGCGCCCGCCGCACCCACGGGAAACUGGCUCAUCCGCAACGAGGCAGCGUUGCAUGGCGUCGAUCAGAUCGUGCAGCGCCUCGGCGAGAACUUCAAUCGCACUGACAUUCUUCGGAAAGACGUACGAAAGCUGCUAGAGGAGAAGCUUGUCAGAGCCGUGCAGGCGCAGUUCGACGGCGCCUACCGAGACGAGGAAACGGGGAGGGACCACCUGACAUCUCGCACGUCUCUGCUGCCAGUGCUGAAGCACUACCAGCACGGAGACCAUCGACUGCUGCGCAUCAGUAAAUCGGCGCGGGAGCUGGUGACGGACGCGUGUGCCUGUCUGCAGCGCUAUGUCCUGACGCCGCUCGAGGACGACUACGCUGUAGCGGACAUCCCGAGCGAGCUGGCCACUGUUGUCUUUGAGCUGGUUUAUCGGCGCGCCAUCAAGGUGAUCCAGCUCGACACCUCCUUCUUUGCGGACCCGACGAAGCUGUUCGUCGACUCGCGUGGUCAAGGGAUCGGCCUCUUCUCGACGCCGCGCUACUUCCGUGAUUACAUUUUUAUUGGCCUCGACCUCAUGGAGGAGUUUUGGAAGUGGAAGGUGAUGUCCAAAUCGAUUCCUGGCGAGAACCGGGACUUCAUCGACCACGUGGACGAUUCCGUCGACAACUUGAUCUACCGAAUCCGUGAACUGCUGGACGGGUACGUCAACGCGAAAGGGGCGCUGGAAAAAGAGUCGCUGAAGGAGUACGCGCGCUCCAUGCACCGCACGGAAUGGUUUCCGUCCGUCGACUGCACGGUGCACGAGUCGACAACCAACGUGCUCUACUUCCACAAGACUCUACUCAUCUUCUUCUACGGCUCCCUGCGCAUCGUCUUGUACGGAAGCGUCAUUGGCGCCAACGCCGAGUACGAGUCCUGCCAGGAGGUGGAGGACUACAUUACUCGUGGUGUGAUGGGUGCGGUGGACGACCUGCAGGUGUUGGCAGAGGCGGCGGCAGAGCUUCAGCAAGAGGCACUGGCCAAGCGCAAUCACCACACAAAGUCUGACUCCCUCAACCUCCUCACCAGUGACGUGCGACUCUCCGUGGAAAUCUUCAUGAUCAACAACUUGUGCUUCUUGGAGGACAACUACCGUCGCGAGGCGUGCUUCACGACACGUCUUGCGCCAGUGGAACCGCCAGCGAAACCCUCGUGUGAGGGGGCCAAUGCCCACAAAGGCGCCGCGUCACCACCUCCACGUGAUCCACCGCUCUCGCAGCUCUUCAACAUGCUCAACUCGGAGCGAGAGCGGUACGUGGACGCCUUUGGUGCGAGCUGGCAUAAGUGCUUUCCGUCCAUAUCAAGCCACUCCGAGCUGCUGUCUAUUGAUCCACACUCGACGACGGAGCUGCGCAAAUCGCAGCGCAUGGCGGUGAAGCAGUGGCAUCGGCGCGUGAACAACGCACUUUUGAAGAAGAUUUAUGACUGCAAGGCCGAAGCCGUGAUGAAUGCAAAGUCGCGCACCCAGCUCUUCGAGGUCUCCAUCACCGUGGUGCGGGAUGAGUUUGACCGCAUGAAAGUGCUGUUGAACGGCCGCAUCUGGUCCUCCCAGCCGCAAAAGUGGAUGCUCUUUACCCCAACGGAGUGGGAGGACCAAAUCCGACAGGCAUUUUAA